This is a messenger RNA of Microplitis mediator, 6355 nucleotides long. It is a transcript of the gene Arms, whose product is annotated as kinase D-interacting substrate of 220 kDa. The coding region runs from base 96 to 5909 and encodes 1937 amino acids. The record is from RefSeq and is a predicted model, not a curated record. Lineage: Eukaryota; Metazoa; Arthropoda; Insecta; Hymenoptera; Braconidae. Gene Ontology annotation, molecular function: protein binding. The transcript has 9 exons.
CUCGCAGCUUUACGCCCAAAUUAAAACGUGAUUCUGAGUGGCGAAGGACAAUUUAAAGAAGAGAAGCUUAAUGAUAAGCUGAAUCGAAGGAUGCCAUGCGGAAGGCUGACAACUCUAGCAGAGAGGUCAAGAUUGCGUGCUCAGUUUACCGCAUUGACAUCGAUGACAAUGAAGACCAGACUAGAAAUAACAAAGAGAGUAAGGAGACGGAGAAAGAAGAAAAGACUUGUUUCAACUCUUUGGUUCAACUCAACGCUAAAUCAUUGAAAAUUGGACACACGUCUCUUGAAAUAAAAGAUAAAGACAUUAAACUGAGCCGACUAGCUCUUCCACUUGACAAUAAAGUAUCAAAAAAUAAUGGAGAUUCUGAAGUAUCGACACUUCAAGUUCCGGAUUUCGAAGAAUUUUCAGUUCGUGAGCCCACUUCUGAGCUUCCGAUUUCUUCAAAAAAUUCAGCUACGACGGAAUGCCCGUCAGAUAAUUUGAAUAUGAACAGUCAAGUGGAACAAGAGGAUUGCGAAGCUAUGAUAGGAAUUAGAAAUAAUAAGCGAAAAUCUAGCAUCACUAAUAUGGCCAUUAGUUCCAGUAUCGCAACGAGUCUUAUCGGCGUUUCUUCCCAAGUGCCCCGUAAUUUUAUAACUAAAGACCCUGAAAGACAAUUUCACAGUGCAACCCAGUCAAGAAAUUCAAUUUGCACAACUAUCAGUGACGACAUGGGUCCUGAUGAAGUCGCCGCAGCUUCAGGUUUACUUUCGUCCAGAAGAAAAUCACGACUGCCAUUGCUGCGUCUUCAUAUGCCUCAGCCGCAUUCUUGGUCAAAUUUCAUAUCAGGAACCGGCGAAGCCGAGGAAUUACGUUCUCAUAACAGCAAUCAUCAUCAUUAUCAUUUUCCACAUAUUCCUGUACCGACAAUCACAUUCACCGGCGACGGACCCGGUCGCAAGUUCAGCAUCGGCAUUAGACGUCACUCGCAGACGACUCUCCACCGGUCGGACUCGAUGGUGUCGCUGUGCUACCGGCCCCUUGCCACUUACAUCACCGAGGACAACCUCAUCGCUCUUAGAAACUUUCUUGAGAAUAAAAGAGUGCCCAUUGAUGACCGUGAUGAGAAUGGCAGUACAGCUCUCAUCCUCUCAGCGUCGAAAGGUAAAAUCCAAUUCGUCCGCGAGCUCAUCAAUCAUGGGGCGGAUGUCAAUGCCGAAGAUGCCGACAACUGGACAGCACUUUUGUGCGCAGCGAAAGAAGGACAUACGGACGUGUGCUUGGAACUGCUGGAGCAUGGAGCGGAUCUCGAGCACAGAGACUUGGGAGGGUGGACCGCUCUCAUGUGGGCUUCAUACAAAGGCCACACGUCCACGGUAACGUUGCUCCUAACACGGGGUGCUGAUGUAAAUGCUCACGGAAAUUAUCACAUAUCAUCAUUGCUGUGGGCAGCAGGACGAGGACACACUGAAAUAGUCAAGGAGCUUAUUGUCAACGGUGCUAAAGUUAACGUCGGUGAUAAGUACGGGACAACUGCGCUGAUUUGGGCAGCGAGAAAAGGCAGCCUUGAAAUAGUCGACACUCUGUUGAGAGCUGGAGCAAAUGUUGAUACAGCUGGUAUGUAUUCAUGGACGGCACUCAUUGUCGCAGCUAUCGGCAAUUAUGUUGAUGUGAUCACGCUGCUGUUGGAGUACAAACCGAAUGUAAAUGCACUUGAUAAAGACGGGUACACAGCACUAGCAAUAGCCUCUCGCGAAGGUUAUCACGAGAUAGUCUCCGCUCUGCUCAAUGCCGGUGCGUACAUUAAUAUCCAAGACCGUGCUGGCGACACAAAUUUAAUUCACGCUGUUAAAAAUGGCCAUCGUAAUGUCGUCGAUGCGCUUUUAAAAAAACACGUUGACGUAAAUAUUGCUGGUAAAGAUAGAAAGACUGCUACGUACAUUGCCGUGGAAAAAGGUAAUAUAUCGAUAUUAAAAUUACUAUUACAAGCAAAUCCUGAUCUCGAAAUAGCAACAAAAGAUGGUGACACGCCGUUAUUACGCGCUGUAAGAUCACGUAAUGGUGAUAUAGUCCAAUUAUUAUUAGAUAAAAAUGCCAAAGUUCAUGCUACGGAUAAUAAAGGAGACACGGUGCUGCAUAUUGCAAUGCGAGCCCGUUCAAAAGCAAUUGUUGAAAUACUUUUAAGGAAUCCAAAAAAUAGCCAGCUGCUCUAUCGUCCCAAUAGACAAGGCGAGACGCCUUAUAAUAUUGACUUGAAGCAUCCAAAGACUAUUUUAGGGCAAGUUUUCGGCGCCCGUCGGCUCAACACUAAUGAGGACAACGAAAAUAUGCUCGGAUACGACUUAUACAGCAGUGCUCUGGCAGAUAUUCUCAGCGAGCCCUCUCUCUCGACACCGAUCACCGUAGGGCUGUACGCGAAAUGGGGAUCAGGAAAGUCUUUUUUGCUAAACAAGUUACGCGAAGAGAUGAAAAACUUUGCCAAGCAGUGGAUCGAUCCUGCGUUCCAAUUCUCAACACUGCUAUUAAUCGUCACAAUUCAUGUCUCUGUACUCGUUGGAGUUACUGUAGGCUUAGCUUUGAUGUCGUGGAUCAUCGGUAUUAUAGUGGGCGUAUCGACACUUACUCUAGUUUACACAGUGCUGGGACUCACGUGGUACUCAAACAAUCAUUACGAUUGGCGUUGGCCGUAUAAGUUCAACGUUGGUUUGACGACCAAGCUCAAUUCGUUAAGACUAUUGCUCCAAGUAAUAUUUUGUCAUCCUCCUGGUAGCCAGACAAAUGAUGGCCUAACAAUACAGCCAAUUAAAUUUUAUUUCACUGAUCAAACACGAGUGGGAACAACAGCUGCCGGCGAGAAUGCCGUUGUACAAAUGGUUGGUUCACUGUAUGAUUCUAUUGAAAAUGACUUUGGAUCACUUGUUACUCGGCUGUAUCGAGCCUUCAGACCUAAGCCAGUUAAAUCAACCAGCAAUUGGAGGUGGAGGCAUCUGUGCUGCUUACCCUACAUUGUUAUAUUUGAAUUCUGCUUCUUCAGCCUCGUCGUUGGGGUCUCAGUAGUCACCAUAUACUUUGUCGAUAGUUACAAUAAUAUCGAAACUAUAAAACCAUUCACAGCCCACAUUAUUAUGAUAACUGUGGCGCUGCUACUAGCCUUCAAUGUCAUUGCCAAUUUGUACACAUGGAGCCGAACAUUCAGGGCAUUGAUAUUCUCGCAAAGACGACAUUUGCAAAGGAGUAUCGCCAAGUUGGACACACUAAAGAGCGAAGGAUUUAUACAGACGCUGAAGUACGAAGUUACUUUGAUGAUUGAAAUGGUCAAGUGCCUGGAUAGUUUUACCGCUCAACAAAGUAGACUCGUAUUAAUAGUUGAUGGACUAGACAGCUGCGAGCAAGACAAAGUGCUGCUCGUUCUUGACGCAAUGCAAGCACUUUUUCUCGACAACGGCUGCCCGUUUAUUAUAAUCCUCGCGAUAGACCCCCACAUUAUUUCAAAAGCCGUGGAAGUUAACAGCCGGCGACUGUUUACCGAAUCUAAUAUCGGAGGUCAUGAUUAUUUACGGAAUAUGGUCCAUGUGCCUUUCUAUCUACAGAACAGCGGACUGCGUAAGGUCAAAAUUGCACAACAGACUGCGCAGCUUUACAAAAAGGGGACCUGGUAUGAGACCGAGGAGAGCGUUAAUUACGCGACCACAAGUUCGAUACAUCAUCCGGUAUCAAACAGACGUCUGAGCACCGAGUCAAGUGUCAUGAAUAGCAAUGAAAAAUUAAAACCACCGAGUCGUAAAGGCAGCAGAAAAAUGAGACUGAGCGAGUCAAUUGCCAGCAGCAUCGGCAGCAACUUGAAUCGUUUGGGUGGCGCCCAAGAUUUAAACAAAAUGCUGCUUACUGAUGAUUACUUCAGUGACGUUAACCCGCGUAGUAUGAGACGUCUGAUGAAUGUUGUCUAUGUUACAGGAAGAUUAUUGAAAGCAUUCCAAAUUGAUUUCAACUGGUAUCAUUUAGCCAGCUGGAUCAAUAUUACCGAACAAUGGCCUUUCCGCACAUCCUGGAUUAUUCAUCAUUAUGACAAAGGUGACGAGUGUGAUGACACAACGCCUCUGAAAGUUGUAUAUGAUAAAGUGCGGCCGCAAAUACCAACGCUGAAAGAAGUUCAACCGCUUCUGGAAAUAGACAGAGAUGAGCGUAAACUCGACGCAUUUCUUGGCGUUCAUCGUAACGAUCUCCUUGUCAGUGACAUGAAAAUAUUCCUGCCGUUUACGAUAAAUCUUGAUCCGUAUAUUAAGAAAAAAAUAAAAGAAGAACAGCAGAGCAUGGAGGAUGACGGAAGUAUGGCGAUGUACAAAAAUCCGUGGCAGAAAAGUGUCAUAGAACCGCCCUGGGGAAAUAGGACUAAUUUAUCUAAUCGUCAUGCUAAGCUCACUAAGACCCCAAGCUUACAGGGAUCAGUGUAUCCUCCUCCAGCUCCUAUAAUACCCUGGCAAGUUCCUACGAUGGCUUAUGACUGGACUCAAACCCCCUGGAUGUCGAUGCCGCCGGUCGAGCUGAUAAAUAAAUCAUUAUCUGCUACUACAACUUUGCCCACGGACAUUCUUGAGUUAAAAUUAUCGAGUUUGUCUGUUAAUAGUGUUUGUGAUCUCUUGUCUAAAGUUGAUGAACUAAAUCCAAAUAAUAUUGAGUCUUAUAAAAAUAUUGUUAGAGAAAAUAAUAUCACGGGCAAAGUUUUGUUGCACUGUGAUUUGGCUGAAUUGAAGGAGGUACUCAAAAUGACAUUCGGUGAUUGGGAAUUAUUCCGUAUGGUAAUUGUGUCAUUACGCGAGCAAGAACGAACGUCAUUUACAACCUGUGAAGAAGGUCCGCGUAGUGUCCGUUUUACAGUCCAGCCGGAAAUAAAUCGCAAAGAUGUCAGAGAAACUCAAGUUAAUAACCCGAGAGUUCUCACGCAUGUAGAUAAAGAAAAAUCUAUCAGCCGAACAGAUGGACCACCAAGACGCGAUUCUACAAAACACUCGAUUAUGGAAAAGCAGGUGACUCUAGAAGAGCAGAUGAUUUGCGGAGCCCUUCAAACUUUGAAUGAAGAAGCGUGUGAGGAUGUACUGAACGUACCAUCGCCCAGCGUAGUGCCACCACCAGACUCACUUCCAGGUGGGCGAGCACGGUCAGUCAGUGUCACCACAGCCCCCGACACAGACUACGUCCUGCUGCAACCGUCUCCUAUUUACCACUGGGUCCCCGUACCCGACGAGCCCGAAAGCUCAGACGACAGUUCUCAGGGUUCGACGACCCAAUUGCAUCGAUCAAGUUCACAGCGAAGUGUCACCUCUCAACGAAGCACCAGGUCAACUUAUUCUUACAACAAUCGCGUGAAGAAGAAGCCACCAACCAGCACUGCCGCCCGUCCAACUUCACUGCGAAUUUCACCGACAGCCUCACCGCGACCUGCUUAUCGCUCAAAGUCCACUGACGAGUAUCCCACCAAGAAUGAGGUCCCAGCCAAACAAAUUCCGUCAUCCGCGCUGCUGGGAAACAAUCUCCGACACUCGACACCCACAAUAACCGAUGAAAUAAAAAUAAUAGUACCGACUGUUCCGACAAAUUUAGAUAAAUUAACAAAACUAAAGGAUCGAUUGAUUGGCACAUCAUCUAGCCCGUCACUGCACGCAUGUGAAAGCGACGAUGAGUCGACACCUCUGGUGUCGGAACUUUCUACACCCUCGCACACACAGUCCGACAGUGUUUUCACCCACGCGUUGAGUCCUGAGAGUGACCAGUCGCCUCUUUCUAUGAAAAGUCUCCCGCAAACUGGAGAACAUGCUAUUGACAUCCAGUACUGCGAUUCUAUGAGUCUUGUUAUCCAUGAGUCAGCAGACGCUAGAUCUUUGUCACGACAAAAUGCCGAAGAGUGGGACAGUCCAGAGACACCGGUGUAACACCAGUACAAUAAUUUUAUUUUUAAAAUUUAUUUUUUACAUCAAUACGUUUGUUAAUAUCAUAAGAAUCCAAACUACUGCGCAUAAAAGUAUUUAAAGGCUUUCAAAAUUAUACUGGUGAUAAGAAUAAGAUAAGAAACAAUAAAUCAAUGUGCUAAGGGAUUAACUAAUAAAAUACCUUGAGCAAUGCACACUGAUAAUAAGCACAUGACGCGUUGAUAAUUACAUUUUUUUUAUUUUACUUUAAGUAUAUAGUUUACUUACACGCUAAUUACUUCAUGAGUUUGAAUGUAGCAGAACGUCAGACAAAUUUAAAAUUAUCCCUGUUGAAAAAAAAUAAUUUGGAAUGAUUCAAAACAAUUUGAAUCGACUAAUAUAUAGAUGUACACUUAACAUGGAGCAAAUCAUUUUUCUUAAUCAGGGAUAAAUAAACUGAGUAAAUAAUU